Molecule: messenger RNA, 642 nt
Organism: Owenia fusiformis
Lineage: Eukaryota; Metazoa; Annelida; Polychaeta; Sabellida; Oweniidae
Source: the annotation of a GenBank genome assembly
CAACACAUCGAAGCAGAAGAAAGAAGAAAAAUGUUUGUGACAACGCUGGGAAUCGCUUUGCUUUCAUUACUGACUGCACGAUCAGAAAGCGGAUUUUACUCAGAUGCCAAAUCCUCAGCUGACAACUUAGCUGUCAGCAACUCAAAUUCCAACAAAGAUGCAGGUUGUGUAUGGGGUGAUUGGGGGACUUGGUCAUAUAGUGGAUGUACUUCAACAUGCGGACCUGGAAAGAGGCAAAAAAGGAGAAUGCGAAAAAACUUGUUUCCAAAGGAAUCAUCUAAACAAUGCCCAAGUAUAUCUGUCGAGACUGGAUUUGUAGACUGCGAAGAAACUCCUUGUCCCGUUUGUGUAUGGGGUGAUUGGGGGACUUGGGUACAUGGUGGAUGUUCUUCAACAUGCGGACCUGGAAAGAGGCCAAGAAAGAGAACGCGAAGAAUCUUGUUUCCAAAGGAAUCAUCUAAAAAAUGCCCAGGUGCAUCUGUCGAGACUGGAGUUGUUGAUUGUGAACGACCUCCUUGUCCUGGUGAGAAAAACAAUACGUGAUUACAUAAUUUGGUAAACUUUCUUCAGUAAAUUACAAGGGGUGAUGAACAAUAAACGCAAAUAGAGCCAUAUUUUUAGAUCCAUGCAAAUACGCAACUU